UUCAGGAUGAACUCAAAAGAAAAUGUUGCAAAAUAAAGAAUAAAAUAGUUAAAUAGUUGGAAUAUGUGAGAAUAAAAUUGAAAACAGUGAUAAAAGUUGUUGGUAUAGUUUAUAUACUAAUAUAUUAGUUCUGUUUUAAUAGAAUAAACCAGGAAAAAGCCACCACGUUAUCAAAAAUGUAUGGCCAUGCUGAUUACAACGACGCUAAUAAGGUUGUAAUUUUACAAGGAAAUAUAUUUCUACCAGCACAAAUAUUUGUAUUCUAUUUAAUAGAAUAACAUAAGGAUUUUACCUAGAACGAGUUAUAAUGUUAAAAAAAAAAUACAAACAAAAACAAUGUUUGUUUGCACAUUUAAUAGAAUAAAGUAGUAAUUCUAUGUAAACCUACAGGUUGUUUGGUUCUAUGAGCAGAAAAAGUCUAAUUAUUUUGAGAAUAAUUAAUAAUUUUAGGAGGAACACUUGCGUUAUGAUGAUCUUUACAAUAAAAAGGUGGUUAUUAGAAAAAAAGAAAAAAAAAGUUUUCAUUUUCGGUGGAAAAAGAGAUAAAGUUACAAGAACGAGGUUGUCAUAUAGUACACAAAAAAAUUAAAUUUUGCUGGUAAAAAAUCCCAGUAAUUUGAGGAUGAGAAUAAUUUUGCCAAACAUCAAAUAUUUAGCUAUGACUUUAACUUGGUCGUUGGUCAUGUUUGCUCUUCUGCCAGAUUGAGGAAGUAAGAAAAGUCAUUGUGAGGUCAGCGCGUUGUGCUUGUCGUCCAUCGGGGGGCGCAAGCGUUCCUCUGACUCACCUGUCUUGUUGUACACACCUGAGGCCUCAAGUUAACUUCCCCCUCCCCCUCCUGGGUGUGUCCCUCCAAACAAGCAGAAACUCUCAGGGAAGGACAACUUCCCGGUUACCUUGUCUUUCUAGGGGCGGAGCCUCUCAGGUGCACACACUCUCAUACAGGUGCUUGUGUCGUGUUGUGCUGAACGUGGCGGCCAGUGUGUGUGUGUGUUCAUUUUGGGGCUUUUUGCUUUCCACCUGCUAUGAGAGCUCACACCGGGUCUGACAGUGGAAACGAGCCGAGCCAAGGCCCACCUGGCCAUGAGGGCGUCUGACAGGGAGGAAGGGAAGGCCGUGUUGUUGCACGAGGAGGUGGCCCAGCUGCAGGAAGAGGUCCAACUGCUGAGGCAAAUGAAGGACAUGCUGGGCAAAGAUCUGCAGGAUCAGUCCCAAGGAGGAGGAGGAGGCACCACCACCGGCCUGCUCUCUGCCGCGGAGCUCCGGGUUCAGCUGGGCGACAAGGAGCAGGAGUUGGACCGCGCCAAGGAGGCCUUACAAGCAAUGAAAGCGGACCGUAAGCGUCUAAAAGGGGAGAAGGGCGACCUGACGAAUCAGAUGCAGCAGCUGUACACAACACUGGAGAGCAGAGAGGACCAGCUCAGAGAAUUCAUACGCAACUACGACCAGCAUCGAAAGGAGAGCGAGGACGCGGUGAAGGUCCUUGCCAGGGAGAAGGACGUGCUGGAGAGGGAGAAGUGGGACCUGAGGAGGCAGACCAAAGAGGCCACGGAGCAGGCCAACAUACUGCGCUCUCAGCUGGACAUGAAGGAGAACAGGAUCAAGGAGCUGGAGGCCGAGCUUACCAUGGCUAAGCAGUCUCUGGCCACGCUGACUAAAGACGUACCGAAGCGCCACUCGUUAGCGUCCACGACUGAGCCCGUGGUGAACGGCAGUCAGGAGUGGGUGAUGCAGGCCGACCUCCCGCUGACCGCCGCCAUACGGCAGAGCCAGCAAACGCUCUACCACGGACACAACGCGGACAGACAAGCUGUGGUCAAGAUUAGCCCCUGCCACUCGCGCCAGCCGUCCGUCAUCUCGGACGCCUCGGCCGCAGACGGGGACCGCUCGUCUACGCCCAGCGACAUCAACUCUCCUCGCCACCGGACUCACUCGCUCUGCAAUUCCAUGGAGGACUUGGAGGACCAGAAGCGUAAGAAGAAAAAGGAGAAGAUGACUUUAGGCUCCCUGUCACGCGUCUUCGCCCGAGGAAAGCAGCGCAAGUCACUGGACCCGGGCCUGUUUGAUGACAUGCAGCAACAGAGCCUGGCCGACGGAGACGAGCAGCUGGACCACCUCCAGCAGGCGGCGCUCACCCGCACCACGUGCAUGUCUCUGUGGAGGGCGGGCACCGUCCAGGCCUGGCUGGAGGUGGUGAUGGGCAUGUCCACGUACACAUGGGCAUGCUCAGAGAACGUCAAGAGUGGCAAGGUUCUCCUCGCCCUGACUGAUGAGGACUUGGAAGUGAGACUGGGCGUCGGCAACCCCAUGCAUCGCAGGAAGCUCAGACUGGCCAUUGAGGACUACAGGAGAGCUGAAGGGGACCAAGGGAACCUGUACCACUGUCCCGGUCUGUCCAAAGCGUCGAACGUGGACCAUCACUGGGUGUCCACGUCAUGGCUGAGUGACGUGGGGCUGCCUCAGUUCUCCCACUCCUUCCAGGCCCAGCUGGUGGACGGACGAGUGCUGAGCUCCCUGUGCCGCAGAGACCUGGAGCGGUUCCUCGACAUCAGCGACCCGUUUCACCAGACCAGUCUGCUUCUGUCGGCGCAGCUGCUGCAGACGCUCGGCUUCGACAAAGAGCUCCUGCAGGCGCGACGGGCCAAAUGUGAGCAGCAGGACCUGGACCCCGUUGUGUGGACUUGCCGGAGAGUAAUGAAGUGGAUCAGGGACGUAGACCUCAAGGAGUUUGCAGACAAUCUUCAAGGGAAAGGCAUCAACGGCGCCGUGCUGGUUCUGGACGCGUCCUUCGACCUGGACGCCAUGGCCAAAGCCUUGGAGAUUCCCGGCAACAAGCAUGUGCUGCGUCGACGUCUGUACGAAGAAAUGAAAAUGCUCGCUGCCGCUAGCAGUAACAAGGCACCAGAAGGCGAGGCCAUGGCUUCUCCUACGCCCGUGGCAGUCAGCCGUUUUGCUGAGGGCAGGGUGCCCCUGAGGAGAUCCAGCAAGAGUCCGCUGAGGUUGCGUGCACACUCUGCAGAACGAAGAGUGAGUCUCCUCCAUGGCAGCUUCCAGGGAUCCUUGCCUAAAGAGGCUGGGUCGGCGCCUCGAGCCAAGGGCAGCCCCGUGCACACCUACAAAAGCGUGGAAAUCACCAAUGUGUGAAUCAAUGAUUCACGUUGACAUAAUGAACAAGAAGCCCAUGUAAAUAUUAUACAGAGCAUUUUAUGAACUCCAACUUGUUGGUGACAUUUUUAACUAAACCUGCAGAUAAAUCUGAUAAGACAAAUGAAUUGUCACCUAUUUGUAAAUAAAUUGUGCUCCUGGAAUUAAAACAUAAUAUUAAAAUUCUACAUUU
Molecule: messenger RNA, 3335 nt
Organism: Nerophis lumbriciformis (worm pipefish)
Lineage: Eukaryota; Metazoa; Chordata; Actinopteri; Syngnathiformes; Syngnathidae
Gene: kaznb
Product: kazrin, periplakin interacting protein b
Molecular function (GO): protein binding
Source: RefSeq, a predicted model, not a curated record